AUGGCGAUCACCGGUGAGAACAGUUGCGGUGAUGAUGACGACGAUGCACUUUACGCCGCCACCGAGAUGCUGGAGGCCAGAACGGGACUAGAUUUUAUAGUUUCCGCGCUCUCCCAUGAAAAGGAGAAUCCAGGUCCCGUCGCCUCAGUAGCAAACACUGGUGAAGCGUCUGGCCUCUGCCGCGGAGACGAUCGUCCCCAGCCCGCGCAUACUGCUAAGCCGGCCGUGCCGUCAGCAGCCGGACCGAGCGUCCGCUUGCCAUCUCACCCAAGCCUUCAAGCGGCAUGCCGCGACGAACAAGCACCAGUUGGCCAUCAAUCACCAGAAGCAGAUGCUAGCUCAGGCUGGGAUGCGCGGCUGUCGGACCUCAUGUGCAUGGCAUUGCUGCCGUACGAGCCCGACUGGGCGGAGGUGGUGAAGAUCUGGAGGGCGUACAAGAAGCGCAAGCCCAUCACAACAGUGGCAGCACCAAAGAAGCAACCUAGUGCUAAGGGGAAAGAGAAGGUGGACGAGGAUGAUGCUGGUGGUGCUGGCUCUGGGUGGGGGACAGAGACCCCCGUGCACAGGCACGGUUCUAUGAGCGAUGGUGGUGGUAGUGACGAAGAUGAAGAUAUGUGUGUGAUGUGA
Molecule: messenger RNA, 627 nt
Organism: Closterium sp. Naga37s-1
Lineage: Eukaryota; Viridiplantae; Streptophyta; Zygnematophyceae; Desmidiales; Closteriaceae
Source: the annotation of a GenBank genome assembly